AUGGCCGCAGUCCCUCGCUCGGCCUCCUUUGCCUCCCUCAACGCUGCCCCCACAUCGCCCCCCGCCGCUGACGAACCAACCGCUCCCAAGGUCCGCUUCGACCAAGAAUGCGUUCUUAUCCCCGACCCUAGCCCCGUCUCCAGGCUGCCGCGUUUCGUCACCAAGUCCUACAGCCUCCCCUUGUGGAAGCGGAAGCGCGACCCAUCUGUCGACUCAGAAGACGACCUGCCAGAGGACCAUGUAACGUUCAAGGUUUCAGUCCCCAGUAUCACCACCAAAGCUCGCUCUCCGUCUCGUGACUCUCCCCACACGCCUCUCGUGCCCUGCCUCGUCUACCAAGACCCGAUUUCCCCGCUACCCCACACUCCCAGACGCCCGCGGCGCGCCUCCCUCCCGGUCCCGCCCAUCACGACUGAUAUCAUCACCGUUCCGCUGCGCGCUUGCUGCGCUCAAUGCUAUACCUCGAUCGACGAGUGCGUGAAAAAGGGAGAGCACUGGGAGGUCCGCUUCUCUCGUGGCGCGGCCCGCCGCAGGAAGUCCGUCUCGGACGCCUCUACUCCGUCCCGCUCCCGCCGCUGCAUCCGUGACGCGAUGCCCGGCUUCGACGCCGUCGUCGUCGACGAGGUCGACCAGCACCGCCGCCGCUCCAGGGACAUGGACGUCCUUACCGCUUUUACCGUCGAGCUAAGCUCGGCAGACCCAAGCGCCACCUCAAAUCCUGGUGCGGCGCUGGACAUCCCCCUCCGUCGGGUGCUCUCCCUGCCCGACGCGGUACACCCGCGCCUGACCCGAAUGCCUUCGGACGCGCACCCCUGCGCGAUACCAACCACCGCCCCCAUCGAGGAAGAAGACGAGCUCCGGCCGUCACCUCGGCGGACGCCGAUAUCCACCCCGCUCGGUUCGUCGGCGAAUCUCUGGUCCAUCCAUGCCGUUCACGAAACGACAACCCCUCCAACGUCGGCCCCGGUUGUAGCAGCUCCUGCUCCCUUCCCUAAAGAAGAUUCCGAGCGGGUCGCGUUCGGGUCGCAGUCGUCGCUCGUGUCGUCGCCGACAUCGAGUCCCGAGAUCGCGUCGUAUUUCCCUUCGAUGCUGCGAAUGCACGGGCGUUCAUUCUCCGAGUCGCCGUCCUCGUCUCCGUCCGAGUCACCGGUCAUCGAACACACAACACCGUCCGGACUGGGCUCGCCCGGAAGCGCCCGGAAGAAGAACCUUGUCCAGCUCCCGGGGAGCUUGUUCCGCGCAUCGGCUUCGAUGCUGAAGGGCAUCAGCGGGAUGGGUGGCGGUAUGCCGCUCAGUGUCUAG
Messenger RNA from Epithele typhae, 1302 nucleotides. RefSeq lists its product as uncharacterized. The transcript has 2 exons. The record is from RefSeq and is a predicted model, not a curated record. Lineage: Eukaryota; Fungi; Basidiomycota; Agaricomycetes; Polyporales; Epitheliaceae. The coding region runs from base 1 to 1302 and encodes 433 amino acids.